This is a messenger RNA of Chionomys nivalis (European snow vole), 3068 nucleotides long. It is a transcript of the gene Lrpap1, whose product is annotated as LDL receptor related protein associated protein 1. Gene Ontology annotation, cellular component: rough endoplasmic reticulum lumen; endosome; endoplasmic reticulum-Golgi intermediate compartment. The transcript is spliced from 8 exons. Gene Ontology annotation, biological process: negative regulation of receptor internalization; negative regulation of very-low-density lipoprotein particle clearance. Gene Ontology annotation, molecular function: low-density lipoprotein particle receptor binding; receptor antagonist activity; very-low-density lipoprotein particle receptor binding. NCBI's taxonomy places the organism in Eukaryota, Metazoa, Chordata, Mammalia, Rodentia, Cricetidae. The coding region runs from base 47 to 1129 and encodes 360 amino acids. The record is from RefSeq and is a predicted model, not a curated record.
GCGCCCAGGCCUGUCAGUCGGCGAGACUCUGGCUCUGCAGAGGAAGAUGGCGCCGCGACAAAACAGAGUCUCUACGCUGCCUCGGCUUCAGCUGUGGGUGCUGUUGUUCCUGCCGCUGCUGCUCGUGCCCCAGCCCAUCGCCGGCCAUGGCGGCAAGUACUCGCGGGAGAAGAACGAGCCCGAGAUGGUCGCCAAGCGCGAGCCCGGGGAGGAGUUCCGCAUGGAGAAGAUGAACCAGCUAUGGCAGAAGGCCCAGCGGCUUCAUCUGUCUCCUGUGAAGUUGGCUGAGCUCCACUCUGACCUGAAGAUACAAGAAAGGGACGAACUCAACUGGAAGAAACUGAAGGUGGAAGGCUUGGACAAGGAUGGGGAGAAAGAAGCAAAGCUGAUCCACAACCUCAACGUCAUCUUGGCCAGGUAUGGACUGGAUGGGAGGAAGGACACCCAGAUGGUGCACGGCAACGCACUCAAUGAAGACAUCCAGGAUGAGCUGGGGGACCCCAGGCUGGAAAAGUUGUGGCACAAGGCAAAGACAUCAGGGAAAUUCUCCAGUGAGGAGCUGGACAAGCUGUGGCGGGAGUUUCUGCACCACAAGGAGAAGAUCCACGAGUACAAUGUGCUGCUAGACACACCGAGCAGAGCUGAAGAAGGUUAUGAGAACCUCCUCAAUCCCUCUGACAUGAGCCACAUCAAGAGUGAGGCCCUGAGCAGCAAGCAUGGGGAGCUGAAGGACAGGCUGCGGAGUAUCAACCAGGGCCUGGACCGCCUGCGGAAGGUCAGCCACCAGGGCUACAGCCCCACCACUGAGUUUGAAGAGCCCCGAGUGAUAGAUCUGUGGGACCUGGCCCAGACCGCCAACUUCACUGAGAAGGAACUGGAGUCAUUCCGGGAGGAGCUCAAGCACUUCGAGGCCAAAAUCGAAAAGCAUAACCACUACCAGAAGCAGCUGGAGAUUUCCCACCAGAAGCUGAAGCACGUGGAGAGCAUCGGGGACCCCGAGCACAUCAGCCGCAACAAGGAGAAGUACGUGCUGCUGGAGGAGAAGACCAAGGAGCUGGGCUACAAGGUGAAGAAGCAUCUGCAGGACCUGUCCAGCAGGGUCUCGAGAGCUCGGCACAAUGAGCUCUGAGAGGAGCCAGCAGCAGCAGUCCCAAGAGGCUCUUGAAGACAUCGGGAGCCGCCAGCUUGUCAUCUGCAUGCACAGACCUGUGGUAGCUGGUGUAGCUGGCCACAGUGAUGUGGCGAGGGCGAUUUGGACACAUCAGUAUGAUCCUGCUGUGUGGUUGGCAUGAACUUCUUUCAAGUGUGGCUGUCAUCCCCCUGGUUGAGGGCCUUGGGUCCAGCUACCAAUGAGAUGUGACUAUCCUCCAUGCUGCAACAACCCAGUUUACACUGAAAUUAUGUAAAUCUGUCACUGGAAAUGUUAUAUAUGGAGUCCUUAAAUACAUGGCAGGAUUUUGAGCCAUCCAGUCCUUGCCUGGUAUCUCGACGGAUUGGGUCCACUUGAGUCAGAGCUGGCACCGUGGCCAAGUAAGUUACAGAUGAAAGGAGGAGGGUGGGCUUGUCUACCCACUUGAAGCAUUUGCCUGAAGGCCCCAUCCUCUCUCUUUGGUCCCCAGACAACUGCUCUCUCCUUCCCCAGUGUCCCAAUCCCAGAUGGUUUUAAAUCAAGAGCCCAUAAGAGGUGAGAUUUCAGGAAAAAGAUGGCAUAGGUAAAGCCAGCUGGUUAGGGGGAGGGGCAUUUUCUGCCUCCCAAAAUAUCCCGAUGGGCUUCCAUGUCCAGACUCAGUAUCUGAUCCCUCACACAGGAAAGUAGCCAGAAGGGUCUCUGACCCCUUCAGCUGAUCCUGGACGAUCAGGCCUUUUGGGUUCGAGAUCUUCUGGAUCUCAGCUCAAAGUUGAAAUCUGCCUAACAGUGCAAUGUUGGAGAGUGUCAGCAUCGGAGAUAGGGCUUGGUGAAUAAAAUGCUUACCCUGAAAGCUUGGGGUCUAGAGUUUGGAUCUCCAGAACCAUGUGAAUGCCUAGUGGGUGUGGUGGCCUGCCUGCAAUCCCAGCACUUGAGAGGCAGGGAAAGAGGACAGCCAGGGUGAGCUGGCUAGCUGUAUCAGUCAAUUAGCAAAAGUAGAGCAUGAUGGGAGAAGACCCAUUCAGUUCUGAUUGCGCACACACUUACAUGUAUACCUAUACACAAGUGAACACACAUAGAUGUUGUUCAUAUAUGGGCAAAACUUCCAGGGCAGCAUGCAAGAAGCCUGUGGGUUAAGGACAGCAGCAACAAGGAAUAGCAUGUCACACUGGCUCCCUCACCCCACAGUGUGUGCCACUAUCCGUGCCACCUAGGAUGUGUCCCUUUCAGAACUAGUAACUAUCUGCCCAGAGAAGUGCUUGUCACCAGGGUCUCAGCGCUGCCUUUCUUGGUUCAGCCCAAGAUAUACACUCAGGUACCCAUUAAGGGCCCCCUGUGACACACAGAGCUCAGGGCCUAGGAUGAUGCUGGGUCCCAGACACCAGGCUCAGAGUCAACUGCAGGGGGAAUGCCUGGUAUCAGAUGCAAGAGGAAAUGGGGCCUUCACUCUGGUUUGUUUCUGUCCCUAGAGCCAGAAGCCACAUUCUCGUGUUGAAAUAUAAAUGUGUUUGUGGGAGCCCAGUGAGCCAUCUCAGUGUGAGUGGUGCAGAGCCCAUAGCUGAGCUGGGAGCAGAUGUGACCAGCAUAGGAUCUGCCUGCUCCUGAGAGCUGACCUCUAGAUAUGACAUUAGGAGGCUACUCCUGACUAAUCCUCAGGAGUCAGACCCUACACACUGCUCCCUGGAUGAGUGACUCUUGGCAAGGAAACCACCUCAUGCUACAAACCUAGACGAGGUGGUUCUGGUUGGCAGUGCUCUGCCACCUAGCAAAAGUGACUAAAAGUCCUCAGGCUGGCAGGUUAAGGCAGCUGCCAAGGCUGGUGACCUAAGUUCAGUCCCCAGGGACCGUGUGGUAGAAGGAAAGAACCGAUUCAUGUAAGUUGUCUUCUGACUACAUGUGGCUGUGACAUUGUGCUCACACAAUAAAUAAUUUUCAAAGUGUU